Messenger RNA from Soboliphyme baturini, 387 nucleotides. NCBI's taxonomy places the organism in Eukaryota, Metazoa, Nematoda, Enoplea, Dioctophymatida, Soboliphymatidae. The record is from the annotation of a GenBank genome assembly.
AUGAUCAAGGAUAAACAGUGGGAAAUAGAGGCUAUCGAUGCUUCAGAUUCCUGUGUUUCAACUCCUGGCUUUGAUCAUCUAGAUGGUAUCACCAGUCUAAAGGAACUGAAACUCAAUUACUGUGCAUAUGUGAAUGACGACUGCUUAGCCAAGGUAGUUCAGUUUUGUCAGAAGACUUUGGAACGACUUGAAAUGGUGUGUUGCGGAACUGUAUCUGGGGCUGGCCUGCUCUACCUACAGUACCUUGACAAGUUGAAGUAUUUGAAUCUCUUCAAUCUACCGAUGGUCCAUCCGAAUGAACGACUCGUCGUGCUUGACGUUUACCGUAAAGCGUUUGGUAGCCGGUGCAAAAUCAUUUUCCCGCCUACCCCAACAGUUGCCAGUUGA